CCACUUUGACAAGGACACACAAACACAUCAUCUUCCACCAUGGCUAAAAUUCCCCCAUUUUUAUCCCUCAUUCUGCUACUUUGUAUGCCCACGUCCCCCCAAUUGACAUCCGCCUGCACCUGUACAUUCUUUAAAGAGUCGUCAACCUCAAUAUUCCAGGAAGAGCCAUCAACCACAUUAAGGUGUUCAGGCUGCUCCGAAAUCCCGACUUAUCACGACCCCAGGUCCAUCACCCAUCUAGACCUUAGUUCCGGCUCCAACAAGCUUACCAACAAGCUCAUCUCGAACACCUUCAUCAAUAAAGGUUUCUUUAAUUUGAAACAUAUUAACCUGUCCAACACGGGAAUUGUGGACAUCGAUAUGGACGCAUUUCUUGGAAUAAAGGAGUUCGGAGAGGUGACCCUUGACCUUAGCUAUAAUUCGAUAUCUUCCAUCAUUAUGUCACGUUUUACGAACCCGAAGAUUUUGAAUUUGCGGGGAAAUCCGAUAAAAAAUUUGGAGUUGGGCUGGUUUGCGCCAGCGUUAUCGGACCUGGACUUGAGUAAUUGUUCCCUGAACAAAAUUCCAACUGGGGCCUCAUUCACUAAGAAGUAUUUAGACCGGUUAAACCUGGAUUCAAACCGGUUAACGAGUCUGCCCUGGACGGAACUACGGGAUAAUAAUUUUCUGAUGGAACUCUCAUUGAAAGAUAAUCCUUGGCGGUGUGAUUGUCAUAUGGACUUUUUGCGGGAAUACUUACUUAACAUGAGAGGCUUCGAUGUUUCGAGUGAUGUGGUUUGUGCAUCACCGCCUGAAAUGGAAGGGAAGAAGCUGUCCUUAAUUCCAAGGGGGGAAUUAUCUUGUCCCCUCGAGAAUAAGAGACUGAUUGGAGACGUGAGUAAGCAUAAGAUUAUGCUUGGGUGUUUAACGGAGGGUGUACCAGAACCGAAAAUCGAGUGGCAUCAGGGCACACUUCGUAGAGAGGAUCUAUUAGUAAGUCAACCCGGCAUAUCAAUUUAUAACGUGCCGUUACCCCUUCCGAAACGGGACAACUUUACCGAUACAAAUGGGAAAGUGUGCUGGUGAUCUCGGCAAACAAUUCAGCUUACGAGGGCGUUUGGCAUUUUUGGUGUACGGCAAAAAGUGCGCAUGGUAUUGCGACACGUGAGCUUACUCUGACUCGUCCGACUCCGACCCCUCAGCCGUUACCAAGACAACAACCAGUGUACAUUCGCACAACAACGGAGCCGGUGGAAAUCACGACUGAGGAGACGACUGUAUCACAAAUUCAACCACAACUGAUACGAGAAGCUAAAAACGGGUCAUUUUCGAAAAUUGUUGUCCAGGAUCCACCUCAGACGACUAUUACUGACGACACGUCAAUUUAUCCCAUCUUGCUAGUAAUUGGCACCUUAGGUCUAAUAAUUUUGAUCUUCUUGGUCGCCUUGAUCGUCAUUGGGACACGAUUGAUGCGGAAACUCAACCACCUUAUAGAGCACAACAAGACGCAUUGAAACAAUCAAAUUUAUGCGAAUUCAACCGACCUCUUAAGACGUGUACCCAUGCCACCUCCAAGUUAUCGGAGCCGAUUGGGAGAAAGUUUUUAUGAAAAUUCGUAUGCUACAUUUUCCAAGAAGUAUUGAAGCAAUAUUAUUACAUACAUAAAUAUAUGAAAUGUUUCCCAGCCUAUUUAAAUAUGUGUGUGUUUCUGAAUUGUUUAUUAAAAUAGGAUCCGAUACAUUACACAUGAUUUAUGGCAUGCAUUAUGUUGAGUAAUCGUAGCGUCUUUUUUCCCCAAGUCUGUUAUAACAAUCAUAUAAUUUAAAAAUUUGACUAGACAAAGUUACAAUGUGACCAAGUAUGUACAUGAAUUGGGCUAAGCUAAUUGCUAUUUAUUCAAUAACGAUAUACCUAAGUAAUCCAGAAUGUAUUAAAUAUUUCAAUAUAUGUAUGUAUUUAUUCAAAUGAUCUACGUAAAUUAGCAGGCUUCAUUUUUAAUGUAUGUAUUUAAAUUUAAUAAAAGUUGAAAGUGCAGUUUGUGCAAGGA
Messenger RNA from Folsomia candida, 2026 nucleotides. RefSeq names its product SLIT and NTRK-like protein 5. The record is from RefSeq and is a predicted model, not a curated record. Lineage: Eukaryota; Metazoa; Arthropoda; Collembola; Entomobryomorpha; Isotomidae. The transcript has 3 exons. Bases 40 to 1065 code for a protein of 341 amino acids.